AUGUCAGAUGCUAUUAACUUUCAUUUUAUUUAUCCGCAACAAACUUCACAUACUAACAAGAAUCAUCAUCUUCGAAAGCAACAACCUGCUAAUAAAUUCAUUAACUCAUAUCUUUCGACAGCUGCGCACUAUCUUAAUCGAACCAAAAGCUUUCAUGUACCAUCAAACACAACACUAACAAAUAAUCCGAAUAAUAACACUUGUAUUCAAAUAGACAACAAUUCUCAACAACAACAAUCUUAUUUAACAAAUAAUUCUCAGUUGGCAAGAUCUGUACCUUCAAAUAUAAAUAAUCUUAAUCCGCCAUCAACAAUCUAUCAUGAAUAUCAAUUUCAACCAGUUUCAUCCGAAAUAAAAUCAAAUAAAAAUUAUAAAUCACCCGGAAUUGUAAAUACUUUACGUAAAUCAUUAAGAAAAAAUAAGGAAAGAUUUUAUAAUAAACGAUCAACAACAAUGAAAUCUUGUCAUUCAUUAAGUAAUUAUGAACAAUCACCAAUUAUUCUACCACAAACAUCAAUGACACCAACAUUACUUUGUCGUCAUCAACAUAUAGAAACUAAUACUAGGCCAUGUAUACCCAUAACAAUGAAAUAUGAUAGUUCAAUAAAUUUUAUCAAUAAUAACAAUGAUGAAGAAGAUGAUCAAAUGCCUCCACUUCAAUCGUUAAAUUCAAAUGGACGAAAUCGAAUAUUAACUAGUAGUCCUAUUUGUCCAUCGACGCCAUUUACAAAUCAUCAACAACAAGCAUCGAUUUUACCAUUAGCUGCAUCAUUACAAUCACUUUCACCUAUAACACCAAAUAUUACAACUUCAGAUCAGGGAAAUAAUGUUCAACAACAACAAACAAUAAAUCCUGAUCAAGAAGAAAAAGAACGAUUAAAAACUGAUUUAACACAGUUAAAAAAUGAGUUACAAAAAUCAAAAGAAACAAUUGCACGUCUACAAAAAAGUGAAGAACAAAUGCGUGAAAGGUUAGCCGAACAAGCUCAACGGCAAUUAGAAAAAGGUGGUAAAUUUGAAGAUUUAAAUCAAAUAUCUCGUCCAACUGAAUUAAUUCGUUCAUAUAAUACACUUUAUUCUCAAUCUCGAAUUGAUGCACUUGAUGCAUUAGAUAAUAUUCAUGAAAUGUCUAAUGCAGAAGAUUUAAAAUCAAAAUUAUUAUUUUCAGUUGUUGUCCUUGCUUUUCGUCAUGCACAAAAUCAUGCGAAAGAUAUUCGAAAUAAAAUCAAACAAAUUCUUCAAUUAACUAAUGAUAAAAGUUCAAUUGUACUUGAAGAAACAAUUGAAAAAUAUUUAAGAACUACAAUACAAAAAUAUGAUGUUGGAAAAAUUAUUUUAGAAGUAGAAAAUCAAUUAUGGACUACUCUAUAUGAUUAUCCACGUUUAAAAUCUUGUAAUGAAUUACUUAAAUAUAUCAAUAAUGCAUGUCGAACUGCAUGGGGUCUUGUUAAUCAAACACCUCCAUAUUACAUUGAAUUUCAAACAAUAAAAUAUGAUAAACAAAUUCAUGAACGUUUUCAUACAUCGGAUAAAGAAAGUGAAACUAUUGUUGAAUAUAUAUGGCCAUGUUUAAUUGAUGGACGUGAUCGAGCCUGUGUUGCAAAAGGUGUAGUUAUAACUGAUGAACGAUUUUUAUCAAUAUCAAAAACUAUAUCAUCUUAG
This is a messenger RNA of Adineta steineri, 1662 nucleotides long. The record is from the annotation of a GenBank genome assembly. NCBI's taxonomy places the organism in Eukaryota, Metazoa, Rotifera, Eurotatoria, Adinetida, Adinetidae.